This is a messenger RNA of Schistocerca piceifrons (Central American locust), 2429 nucleotides long. RefSeq names its product NAD kinase-like. Lineage: Eukaryota; Metazoa; Arthropoda; Insecta; Orthoptera; Acrididae. Gene Ontology annotation, molecular function: NAD+ kinase activity. Gene Ontology annotation, biological process: NAD+ metabolic process; NADP+ biosynthetic process. The transcript is spliced from 10 exons. The record is from RefSeq and is a predicted model, not a curated record. The coding region runs from base 75 to 1337 and encodes 420 amino acids.
UUCACCUGCGGCCGAACUCUGUGAGCGUGGGGCGGCCGGCGGUUGCGACUAUACACCACACAACACUCUGCACCAUGACGUCGUCGCCGGACAGCGGCCUGUCGCUGGAGGAGCAGCUGGAGCGCAAGCUGUCGCUGGAGAGCCUCGACUGCCUGGACGUCCAGACGCUCAUCUCCAUGUGGCGGACGCGGUCGCUCAAUGCGCCGUCCCCCAUUCAGCAGUUCGGCCCCUGCGGGCGCAUCAUGAAGAAUUCCGCGAUGGUCAUGACGAUCCAGGACCCGGCGAGCCAGCGGCUGACGUGGUACAAGCCGCCGCUCACCGUGCUGGUCAUCAAGAAGGUUCGCGACGUGUCCGUGCUGCAGCCCUUCGUCCAGCUCGUCAGGUGGCUCAUCCAGGAAAAGAACAUGGUGGUGUUCGUGGAGCAGACGGUGAUGGAGGAUACGCUGCUGCUCAACAACGCGGGCUUCACGAUCGUCAAGGACAAGCUGAUGACGUUCCGCGACGGCAAGGACGACCUCACCGACAAGAUAGACUUCAUCAUCUGCCUCGGCGGCGACGGCACCCUGCUCUACGCCAGCCUCUUGUUCCAGCAAUCUGUGCCACCAGUGAUGGCAUUUCAUCUUGGAUCUCUUGGUUUCCUUACACCUUUUGAGUUUGACAACUUUCAAGAACAAGUUACUAAUGUGUUGGAAGGUCAUGCUGCCCUGACGUUGAGGAGCAGAUUGCGGUGUAUCAUCAUGAGAAAGAAUGAGGAUCCCAACAAGCAGUCUAAACCACCUACCAAUCUCUUAGUUUUAAACGAAGUUGUUAUAGACAGGGGUCCCUCACCAUACCUUUCUAACAUCGACCUGUUCCUUGAUGGGAAACACAUUACCUCCGUACAGGGAGAUGGUCUUAUAGUAUCAACUCCGACUGGCAGCACAGCAUAUGCUGUAGCUGCAGGAGCGUCGAUGAUACACCCGAGUGUCCCUGCUAUUAUGGUGACACCCAUAUGCCCCCAUUCACUGUCUUUCAGGCCUAUUGUGGUGCCAGCUGGUGUGGAGCUGAAGAUCUCUGUGUCCCCUGAUAGCAGGAAUACAUCGUGGGUUUCAUUUGAUGGCCGGAACCGGCAAGAACUGUUCCACGGUGAUAGCCUUCGAGUGACAACCUCAAUCUACCCUGUGCCUUCAAUAUGUGCUCAGGAUCAGAUCUCCGAUUGGUUUGAUUCUCUAGCGGAAUGUCUGCACUGGAAUGUACGCAAACGGCAGAAGCACUUGGACGAGUUGAGUGAUCUAACACACUCGAGCUCCAACGAUACUCUGGACUCGCUUGACCAUGCUGAGCAAUUAGACAGUUAGGCUUACAAGGAGGUGCAAGAAGACUUUCUAAAUCUUAUUUCUUGCUCAGCAAUAUUUCCUGGUGGACUUUGUGAAGUACAUAGCAUGGAGCAGCUUGCAGUCACGGCUGUGAACUGAGGCAGUUGUGAGGCAAGAGUGUGUGUGUGUUAUGUGCUAAUGGGUUGGUGGCUUUGCCAUUCCUAGCACAGCCAACCUAAGACUUCUAAUAGUUACUGGUUUCCAUCACUGCAACUGCUUAUUUAAACGGAAUGAAAUCGAGAGAAAUCUGCCUUUUUAUUUUUGUACAUCCAUUCUCUAUUUUGUUUAUGAAAUGACCAAUUCGGUAUUUUGUAGAGUAGCUGAAUAGAGGAACUUCUGUUUAAUAUUUUGAUAUGAGAAUAGCUUGCCAGAGUUUUUCUACAUAAUUUUCAUUCUUCUGUUUUAAAUACUUUGGAUGGUUGUGAUUCAUAAAUGUAUUUUAGUAAGUAUGUACUUGUAUGUUGAAUGUCUAAAAACUACUACAUACACAGUCGAAUGCAUGAUUUAGAACAAAAUCAAAAAGUCAUCAACCUGUACUGAAGUGCCUUUUAUUUUUAUUUUCUUUCAUCUUGUACUUCUGUGAUUUUUUUUCAUUUAAGUAACAGAAUUGUUAAUUGCUGAUGAAUGAGCUCUUUCAGUCUUAAAGAUUGCUAAAUUUUAUGCUGUUCUCUGCUUCAGACAUUAUAUUUUCAUUUGAGACUUUGAGCUCUUGAGCAAUGUGUUAUUUAUAACUUCAUAUUUUAGCAGUAUUUAAUUUUGAAUGAGAAUGAUAAAAGUUUGAUGGUGUGGUGAAUGUGUGAUUUAAUGUACAAACAAGCUUAAUGGAACAAUUUUGUGUGCAUAUUCCUUGUUUGGUUUCACAGUUUGAAUAAGCAAAAGAACUUAGGAAAUAUAGGUGCAUGUUUCCCAGUGAUCCUUUAUUCCCCUCCCUUUUCCUGAUUCUCUCCUCUUCCAUAUUACACUGGCAGUAUGCAGCACAUGUUGCCAGGAAGCCCAGAAAUCACAAUUUUAAAGUGGCUCUAUAUGUAAAACUGAAUGUCUCAGAAAUACAGGUCUCUUUUUUAAGAAAACUUA